AGCUGCAAGAGAGGUGAGCCAUCUUCCCCCGGCAGAGUGAACUCACAGAGCCUGGACGAGACGAACACGGGAAAUCAGAUGGGGAUCCCGGUGUCAUUUGCAGGCAGAGAAGAUUUUAAGACAACAGGACAACCGAUGUCAUUGGGGAAGGAAGAUAUCUGAAGGAAACAUCAGAGUUUGUGCUCCAGAGCUGACCGAGGAAUACAGCAGAGAAGAGCCUCUUACAUUAAUACAAAGAAAGGAAAAAAUUGAGCGUGGAGAUUAAUAACCAGCUGAUAACCGUAUAUAACCCAGGAAAAUACAGAGUCCAGAACAUAUGUGGUAUAAAUCAGCAUGUAGUUCUUACAGUGCGAAUGGUGUACAGCAUCACCACUAAAUGUAAACAAACAGCUAGUCAAGCUAGCUGAAGUUAGCCGAUUGGGGGUUAGCUUCAUAGUAUCACUGAGCUAAUAUAAGGUAGUUUUACCAAAGCAGAACGAAAGUAAACCAACCCGAACAAACCUGGCGUCGGGUUCAAAACCCAACUGAACCUCAUUAUAGUCGUCUGCAUCAACUGACAACUGUUGGCGUUGAAACCAGUAUGCCGCUAUUAGCAUAAUUAGCAUUUUAGCUAACGUCGGCUAGCUCGUAUUUGCAUUAGCAGCUCAGCAUAAUAACAUUAAACCAACACACUAAAUGUAGAACAAAAAGACAUUUGGCAAUAGUCGCGCUACGUUUGUUUUGGCGUCGAUUGACGCGAAUCUUUUUGGUAUGAGAUAUAUUUAACACUUGGUAGAAGUGUUAAUGGUACAAUAGAGAGUCUAAACAUCCAGUGGAGCCCAGUUGAUUGGCCAGAAAGAGGACGAGGUCGGGAUGAAGGAAAACAACUCAAUGACAUCUUAAAGAGUUAAUCACAUCGCUGUCCUUAUCCAGCGUUGUUGUAACUCUGUCUGACUUCUUAGCACCACACCGUUAGCGGGGACAUGUUUUCACUUUAUUUCUACACUGUCGGUGUGUUUGACAGUAACCAUACUUAGUUUGGGUCUGUGGUCCGCUCAGCAGCAGCAGCAUUAGUCUCCAAUAAUACAGUCAGAUACAAGACAGGCCUUCUGUUCAAAGUAGUGGCUGUACAUGGAGCCAAAACUCAGCCAGGCACCAUGACUAGUAGUUCCGUCUGAAACCACCUCUUAACAUAGAAGAAGUUACAUAAAUCUACUUUUUAACUUGUGAGUUUAUCCCACAGAGUACUUAAAGGAGACCACCACAUUGUCAGCCUGUAUUAUGUAGCUGUGUUUGAGGCCCAGCGGUAAGCCUCUCAGCUGUGUUUUGGUUGCUAGUUCCUCCCCUCCCCCAGCCUCCACACUCUUCAAUUCUCCCCGAGUGUUGGACACUGUCCGCCGGGGUUCCCUGUUGAUUUUUAGACCGAAGAAAGACCGUGGCCUCAAGUCGCAGUCCUCUGGACUCCGGAGCAGUUAAAAAGUGGAUGUAAUGGAACUGAUGUUCGCCGAGUGGGAGGAUGGGGAGAGGUUCUCCUUCGAAGACUCGGACCGGUUCGAGGAAGACUCUCUGUGCUCCUUCAUCUCAGAGGCCGAGAGCCUCUGUCAGAACUGGAGGGGAUGGAGGAAGCAGUCUGCUGGACCCAACUCCCCUACUGUCAAGAUUAAAGAUGGUCAGGUGAUUCCACUGGUGGAAUUGUCAGCAAAGCAGGUAGCGUUCCACAUCCCAUUCGAGGUGGUGGAGAAGGUCUACCCCCCUGUCCCUGAACAGCUCCAGCUCCGGAUUGCCUACUGGAGCUUCCCCGAGAACGAGGAGGACAUCAGGUUAUACUCCUGCCUGGCUAAUGGGAGUCCAGAUGAAUUCCAGCGUGGAGAGCAGCUCUACAGGAUCAGAGCUGUCAAAGAUCCCCUGCAGAUCGGUUUCCAUCUCAGUGCUACAGUGGUGUCCAGUCAGGCCGGUCAGUCUAAAGGGGCCUACAAUGUGGCAGUCAUGUUUGAUCGCUGCCGCAUCACUUCUUGCAGCUGCACCUGUGGUGCUGGGGCCAAAUGGUGUGCCCAUGUGGUGGCACUCUGCCUUUUCAGGAUCCACAAUGCAUCAGCAGUGUGUCUGAGGGCUCCAGUCUCUGAGUCUUUGUCAAGGCUGCAGAGGGACCAGCUCCAAAAGUUUGCCCAGUACCUCAUCAGUGAGCUGCCUCAGCAGAUUUUACCAACAGCUCAACGACUGCUGGAUGAGCUGCUGUCCUCUCAGUCAACUGCCAUCAACACUGUGUGUGGAGCUCCAGACCCAACAGCAGGCCCUUCAGCAUCUGAUCAGAGCACCUGGUAUUUGGACGAGUCGACCCUCAGCGACAACAUUAAAAAGACUCUGCACAAGUUCUGUGGGCCCUCACCUGUUGUCUUCAGUGAUGUAAACUCCAUGUAUCUGUCGUCCACGGAGCCACCAGCCGCUGCUGAAUGGGCGUGUCUGCUGCGACCUCUGAGGGGUCGAGAGCCAGAAGGCAUCUGGAACCUUCUGUCCAUUGUUAGGGAGAUGUUUAAGAGACGGGACAGCAAUGCUGCCCCGCUACUUGAGAUUCUCACUGAGCAGUGCCUCACCUAUGAACAGAUCAUCAGCUGGUGGUACAGUGUUCGGACCUCAGCAUCCCACAGCAGUGCCAGUGGCCACACCGGGCGCAGUAAUGGCCAAUCAGAGGUGGCAGCUCACGCCUGUGCCAGCAUGUGUGACGAGAUGGUGGUGCUAUGGAGGCUGGCAGUACUGGACCCCACUAUGAGCCCCUGCAGGCGUCUGGAACUGGCAGGCCAGCUGAAGCAGUGGCACCUGAAAGUUAUAGAGAUAGUGAAGCGGGGACAACAUCGCAAGUCCCUGGAUAAACUGUUCCAGGGCUUCAAGCCUGCUGUGGAGUCCUGCUAUUUUAACUGGGAGGUGGCCUACCCACUGGAUGGCAUCACCUACUGCAGCGCUGACAAGAAGAGUGCCACAUUCUGCUGGUCCAGGGCCGUGCAGCACCAGAGAGGAGUCAAAGCUGCUGCAGGGGCAGCUGGAGAAUCUUCUGAACCAGGGGGAGGAGGGAGGGCUGAAGGCGGAGUGGCAGGUGAAUAUAAAGUAAGAGGUCAUUCAUCCCAACAGGAGGUGGCAGUGCGACCCAAGGAGACCAUACUGACUAAGAGGAAGGGUCUGUCAGUGAGCGGAGGGGGAGGGAUGCUGGUCCGUCUGGGAGGAAGCGUCUCUUUGUCCCUAGAAGAUGGAGGAGGGAAGUGCAUGUACAAAGGACCAGGCUCCUCCUCUGGAGGGAAGCUUAAACUAACACAGGGAAGUGGGAAGGGAGCUUCUGUAGGAGGUCCUGGAGGAAGUGGAGGGAUAGGAGGUGGUAAGCAUGCCUGUGUCAAGAGAAGAACCAGCAGUGAGGACAGCUCCCUGGAGCCAGAUCUGGCUGAGCUCAGCCUGGAUGACGGUUGCAGUCUUGCUCUGGGGGCUGAGGCCAGCAACACUUUUGAGUUUCUCCCCCCACCACCAGAGAUGCUGCCCUCACCAAGUCCACUUCUCCGAGACUCUCGCAAGUAUAACAACAGCAGCGGGGGGAGCAAGAUGUUUGAAGCAAAGCGUGUCAACCACGCCUCCUCGGCUCUCCUUCCUGCUGCAGAGCCUGCACCGCCUUGCUUUCCUUCCAAAGAGACAGUGCUGGUUGUCAUGGACGUACCCAGCACUGCAGAGAAGGGAGCGGAGCUGGAGGUGGAGUCUGUCCAGAACAAAGAUGAAGAUGUAGACUCUGCUGGCAGUAACCAACCAUCCACCUCAACCACUACGGCAAAAUCAGGUACCAGUCAAAAUUCUGCCAAGCCUCCGCGGGCCCGCAGGGAGGCGGCCUCUGCUGGAGCAGCUGCAGGGGUCGGAGGAGCGGCUGCCGGCGGAGCAGCUAACCCAGGAGCAGAGGCGGCGGGUGGAGCUGCAGCAGGAGAAGCAGUGGGUGAGGACGACUAUCAGGCAUACUACCUGAGUGCUGCCUCAGAGGAGGGAGCAGACAGACCCCUGGCUGACAACCACCAGGAGGAGGAGCCAGACAUCUUCGCAGGGAUGAAACCACUGGAGCAGGAGGGACGCAUGGAGGUGCUAUUUGCAUGUGCGGAGGCCCUUCAUGCUCAUGGCUACAGUAAUGAGGCGUGCAGGCUGGCGGUGGAGCUGGCCAGAGACCUGUUAGCCAACCCUCCAGACCUGAAAGUGGAGCAGCCCCAAACUAAGGGUAAGAAGAGCAAGGUGUCAACCAGCCGUCAGACCCAGGUCGCCACUAACAUGCUGUCAAAAGCCGCCUUCCUCCUCACUGUUCUCAGUGAAAGACUGGAGCUCCACAACCUGGCCUUCAGCACCGGCAUGUUCUCCCUGGAGCUGCAGAGACCACCGGCAUCUACCAAAGCUCUGGAGGUGAAGCUAGCCUACCAGGAGUCAGAGGUGGUGGCUCUGUUGAAGAAGAUUCCUCUGGGCCUGGUGGAGAUGUCGGCCAUCAGAGAGCGAGGCGAGCAGCUCCGAGAUGGAAACUUCUGUGAUUACAGACCUGUGCUGCCUCUCAUGCUGGCCAGCUUCAUCUUUGAUGUACUGUGUACCCCAGUUUGUGCAGUUGUGUCCCCAACGGGUUCCCGUCCACCCAGUCGUAACCGUAACAACGAGAUGCCUGGUGAUGAAGAGCUGGGCUUCGAGGCUGCUGUCGCUGCACUUGGUAUGAAGACCACCGUCAGUGAGGCGGAGCAUCCUCUGCUGUGUGAAGGAACCAGACGAGUCAAAGGUGACCUGGCUCUGGCUCUCAUGAUCACCUAUAAGGAUGACCAAAGCAAGCUCAAAAAGAUACUGGAUAAAUUAUUGGACAGGGAGAGUCAGACCCACAAGCCCCAGACUCUCAGCUCCUUCUACUCCAGCAAGCCAGCGGCUGGCAGCCAGCGCAGCCCGUCCAAACACACUGCCACCAGCCACUCUGGGGUGAGCGGGGCAAGCGGGGUGGUCUCCAAACACGCACCCUCAUCUUCAUCUGCAACCACCGUGGCGGCAUCUUCUUCCAGCUCUUCCUCUGUUGUGGCAGCGGCUGGUGAAGAGGUGGCUAACCAGGCUGAUCUCAACCCUGUACAAAACAACACAGCAGGAGAGCGCACUGCUGAAGCCAGGGAGCACGUGUCUGAUGGGCCUGCUUCGUCAAAUGACCAGCAGAAUGAAACCGCUCCAUUUAAGCUGGAGGCCACAGUGCCCAGUCGGCUGGCCCUGGGGGCCCGCUGCGGCUACAGCCAACGCUGCUGGGGCUCGCCUGUCCGACAGAAGAAAAAACACACCGGCAUGGCGAGCAUCGACAGCAGUGCUCCAGAGACAACCUCAGACAGUUCCCCAACGCUCAGCCGACGGCCGCUCAGAGGGGGCUGGGCAGCAACAUCGUGGGGGCGUGGCCAGGACAGCGACAGCAUCAGCAGCUCAUCGUCUGAUUCGCUUGGCUCCUCCUCGUCCAGCGGCUCUCGCAGAGCAGGGGGCGGGGCCAGAGCUAAGAGCACUGACACCAGCAGAUACAAAGGCCGACGUCCAGAGUGCCAUGCCCCCCACGUGCCCAACCAGCCAUCAGAGGCAGCAGCCCACUUUUACUUUGAGCUGGCCAAGACGGUGCUGAUCAAAGCCGGAGGAAACUCCUCUACCUCCAUUUUCACCCAGCCCUCAGCCAGCGGGGGCCACCAGGGGCCCCACAGAAACCUGCACCUGUGUGCCUUUGAGAUUGGCCUGUAUGCUCUUGGCCUCCACAACUUUGUGUCACCCAACUGGCUGUCCAGGACCUACUCGUCCCAUGUGUCCUGGAUCACUGGCCAGGCCAUGGAGAUUGGCAGCGCUGCCCUCAACAUUUUGGUGGAGUGUUGGGACGGUCACCUCACCCCCCCUGAGGUGGCAUCCCUUGCCGACAGAGCUUCGCGGGCCAGGGACCCCAACAUGGUUCGAGCAGCAGCAGAGCUGGCCCUGAGCUGCCUGCCUCACGCUCAUGCCCUCAAUCCUAAUGAAAUCCAGAGAGCACUGGUGCAGUGCAAAGAGCAGGACAAUGUGAUGCUGGAGAAGGCUUGCAUGGCAGUAGAGGAAGCCGCUAAGGGUGGAGGUGUGUACCCUGAGGUUCUGUUUGAGGUGGCCCACCAGUGGUACUGGCUGUAUGAGCAGUCAGUGGGUGGGGGCCCAGGCCAGCAGCGGGAGACCUCUGGGCGCUGUGGGGCCAACGGAGGCUCGGGCAGGAGGCCCCCGGAGUCCACCUGUGUUGUCCUUGACACUGGAGCCAACAUAGAGUCUACUGGGGUGGCAACAGUCACAGCCUCAGUCACUGCAGCAGCCGUGGUACCGGUCAUCUCAGUGGGCUCCACCAUCUAUCAGUCCCACACCAUGCCCGGGCAGGCCAUGGCUCAUCCCCACAGCCAGGGCCUUCACCCCUACACCACCAUCCAGGCCCAUCUUCCCACCGUCUGCACCCCCCAGUACCUGGGACACCCUCUGCAGCACGUCCCCCGACCCACUGUCUUCCCUGUAGCUGGGGCUGCAUAUCCACAGGGGAUGCACCCAGCCUUUAUCGGUGCCCAGUACCCUUUCUCAGUGGCCACUGGCCCCCAGCCCCCUAUGGCAGCCACUGCUGUGACCUUCCCUGGUGUCCCUGUACCGUCCAUGACUCAGAUCGCCGUCCAUCCCUACCACGCUGAGACCGGCCUGCCCCUCAGCACCACUGUAGCAGUUGGCAGCGUCCACUCGGGCCCCAUUCAGGCCAUACAGGGGACAUCUCUGCCCUCGCUCUCCUCCCAGCCUGGUUCACUGCUGAGCACUCCUUUCCCAGUAGAGGAUGAGCAGCACAGCCAGCCAAUCAGCCAACAAGGCCUGCACUACUUGCAUUCUGCCUACAGAGUUGGCAUGCUGGCACUGGAGAUGCUGGGCAGGAGGGCUCACAAUGACCACCCCAACAACUUCUCCAGGAGCCCACCUUACACUGAGGAUGUCAAAUGGCUGCUGGGACUGGCUGCCAGACUAGGAGUCAACUAUGUGUACCAGUUCUGUGUGGGAGCAGCAAAAGGUGUCCUCAGUCCAUUCGUCCUGCAGGAGAUCAUCAUGGAGGCGUUGCAGAGGCUGAACCCCGCACACAUCCAUGCCCACCUCCGAACACCUGCUUUCCACCAGCUCGUCCAGCGCUGCCAACAGGCCUACCUGCAGUACAUCCACCACCGGCUCAUCCACCUGACUCCUGCUGACUACGAUGACUUUGUCAAUAUAAUCCGCAGCGCUCGAGGUGCUUUCUGCCUCACGCCUGUGGGUAUGAUGCAGUUUAAUGACGUGCUGCAGAACCUGAAGAGAGGCAAGCAGACCAAGGAGCUGUGGCAGCGCAUCUCCCUGGAGAUGGCCACCUUCUCCCCCUGAGCAGCAGCUCACAGGGAGAGUGUUCUGGGUCUGGCCCUGGGAGGAGGAGUCCCAUCCAGCGCCAGCUCAGCCUCCAGCAUUGCUACUGCCACUGCACUGAGUGGGCUACAUUCACGCUGUUUGGUUCUGUUAGGGACCUUGCUCUCUGCUAGGUGGACUCAAACAAACACAGCACACAGGCAGUACAAUCAGCUCCCGUGCCCUCGACCCACAGACUUCCUUUUUUUUGUGUGUGUUCAUCCAGCCAGAGGUCAGAGGAGGAGCCAGGUCUCCGCCAUGCUCUCCUCUGUUCUUGACUGACUCCUCACUCCCGUUUCUUAUGGUUCAUGUUUGUGUAACUGUGGAAUUAAAAUGUACUCCUUCCUUUCUUCAUCUUACUCGUCUCUUCCAUUUCCCUAAUCCCGAGGACAUUUACGGAGAUCUGUCAGCCUCCAUCCUCGAGUAUUUUGUAGUUUUGUUUUGUUUUGAACCACUCAGCGUGGGUUAUUUCCAUGCUGCAACAUUCCUGUCCACAGUGGUAGGUGCUGUGAGGCAUCAUUCACCAAAUGCUUGUCACUAUGGAUCUGAAUCUUUGCAGUGUGGGAGAAGAGGAAGAUUUGCAAGGAAAAAAAGGUUUAAUAUGAGAAAUUAUAUUGUGAGUACAGGUGAGGAUUUUUCAGUAUUUUGUUCAAUCUUUUUUGAUACUUUGUAUAGAAUAUAACAUGUAUGCAGAGAGGAAUGGGAAGAGAAUGAGAGAAUGUUAAAGGUGCUGUUGUUGUUGUUGUGUGGGAUCCAUAUUUACAUUUCAGCCUGCCUGAGGAGUGACAUGAAAACAGCUUCAGACCAAAACCAGAGGCACCUAACCACUGCUGGGCCCAGCUGUUAGAACAUCUGGAUCAGUCUGUUGUUAGGACUUAUCAGUAGGGCUGGGUAUCAUCUUACUUUUAUUGACUUUCUGGUUAUUUAGACUUCCUUAAGGCCAGAUUACUAAUAUUUUUUCAAAUUUUAUUUUUUUUCUAAACUCAAAUCUGUUUUGUUUUUUAACAAUUUAUUAUUUGAUUAUCAUUAAAAAAAAUUAAGAAAGGAGCAUUAGAAUAUACACCAAGUGAUCAAAGAGUUUCCAUGAGAAGAAACAAAGCAUCUGGUGUCACAAGAUUUGAUACUCAAAUCAGUGUGUACUCAAAAAAUAUUGAGAUUUCAUACCCAGCCCCUCUCCUCAGCAUCCAAAUGACUGACCAGUUCAAAUACAGUCCCAGAUGCUUCCCAUUGAACGGUAAAGGGAAUCAGCUGUGCACUGAUCUUUAUUGAGGUUGUGCAGAUCUGCAGUUGACAAACUAAUCAGUUCAUCCUCAUCUUUCCAAGUUUUAAUUCUUGUGAAACCCCCAUUCACCAGAACCCCCAUUCUGGUGAAACAAAGUUUAGCAAAGCCCCCACUACAGCUACGAUUGGUCGUUUUGUCCCUCAACAGUCACAGGAGACAGUAAGACCAUUCCAAAACAAGUCACACAAAGACGAGAUGUAUCCUAAUUCCUAAGUGUUUCCAAAUUGUCUUGUUUGGUUUACUUGAGGGAAAAGCGGCGUGAGAUCUUAGUAGCUGGUUUGUACCUUGUACCUUUUCACUGGGAAGCCCCUGGUACUGCCACACACAGUGGAUCAGUCGGUUCCAUACAGGGCUAAAACAGGCUGUGUCUCAUUUUUUUU
Molecule: messenger RNA, 9054 nt
Organism: Centropristis striata (black sea bass)
Lineage: Eukaryota; Metazoa; Chordata; Actinopteri; Perciformes; Serranidae
Gene: zswim8
Product: zinc finger, SWIM-type containing 8
Exons: 26
Coding region: 1468-7374 (1968 amino acids)
Cellular component (GO): Cul2-RING ubiquitin ligase complex
Molecular function (GO): zinc ion binding
Source: RefSeq, a predicted model, not a curated record